Messenger RNA from Lampris incognitus (smalleye Pacific opah), 3037 nucleotides. RefSeq names its product chloride intracellular channel 5b (gene clic5b). The coding region runs from base 130 to 1440 and encodes 436 amino acids. The record is from RefSeq and is a predicted model, not a curated record. The transcript has 6 exons. Lineage: Eukaryota; Metazoa; Chordata; Actinopteri; Lampriformes; Lampridae.
UGCCACCGGUUCAGUGCAGGUUGACUGCUUCAGCACUUGACUACAACCUAUUCUAGCUCUGGCACUUUUUUCUUUUUUUCUUUUUUUAACUUGAACUAAAGCAAACCAAUACAUAAAUAAACACACAAAAUGGAGCAUGUCUAUGAGAUUACAAAUGAGGGAAGUGUGCCCGAGAAGCCGAAUGAUGGACCCGGCAGCCCCGCAGAGCCCCAGCAUGAGGAUCAAGGAGCGGUGCAGGAGUCCCCCAGUGAGGCGAAGGUGCAGGUGCACGCCGCGCAGGAGGCGGAGGAGCGCUCCUCACCUGAUUACAUGGACACGAGGGACGGCAAAGACGAGGACGAACACAGCCACGACGAGCACUCAUCGGCGUCAUCCAGCGACGACGAAGAGGACGGAAAAGCGGAUGGAGGGGUCGAGCAGUCGCAGCCAGGGACCGAAGCGGUUGCUGCGAACGGGUGGGAGGAAAAUACGCCGGAGGUGGACGGAGUGGAGGCCGCUUCCAGACGGUCAUCAGCCUCCUCCUCCGCGUCGUCCGCGGCCCCGGGGGACCCCUGUGACGACCCGCCGAUUCAGCGGGAGGAAGACAACGCCGAGGAUGGCGUGGUUAUGGCGUUCACACACAGGGACAAGUCCCCGGAGCCGGAGGAGAAAGUUGACUACAGUGUCAAAACUCUUGAAAAUGUGGCGUUAGAUGAGAGCAGCGCGGCGCCCGCAGAUCCCGGCCAGCCCGACAUCGCUCUCUUCGUCAAGGCUGGCAGCGAUGGAGAGAGCAUCGGCAACUGCCCCUUCUCCCAGCGCCUCUUCAUGAUCCUCUGGCUCAAAGGAGUGGUGUUCAAUGUGACCACUGUGGACCUCAAGAGGAAGCCAGCUGAUCUCCAUAACCUCGCUCCGGGAACACAUCCCCCUUUUCUGACCUUCAACGGGGAGGUCAAGACUGACAUCAACAAGAUUGAAGAGUUUCUAGAGGAAAUGCUUGCUCCUCCAAAGUAUCCCAAACUGGCUGCCAAGCAGAGAGAGUCCAACACAGCUGGAAAUGACAUCUUUGCCAAAUUCUCAGCCUACAUCAAGAACACCAAGCCUGACGCCAACGCUGCUCUAGAGAAAGGUUUAACCAGGGCCUUGAAGAAGCUGGAUGACUACCUGAGCAGCCCGCUGCCGGAUGAGAUCGAUGCUGACAGCAUGGAGGAGGAGACGGGAUCCAACCGCCGCUUCCUGGAUGGGGAUGAACUUACUCUCGCAGACUGCAACCUGCUGCCCAAACUACACAUAGUCAAGGUUGUUGCUAAGAAGUACCGGAACUACGACAUCCCGUCAGACAUGACGGGGGCGUGGCGGUAUCUGAAGAACGCCUACACACGCGACGAAUUCACCAACACCUGUGCCGCUGACUCUGAGAUCGAGAUUGCCUACAAGGACGUGGCUCGGUGUCUGGCCAAGUAACUCACCGGGCGACCUGACUCUCCAACAAACAAGCUGCCCACCCGGCGCACACACAAACAUUUUUUUGCUCCCAACUUAUGCACAAAUGUCCUGCCGGCGUCAACACAAGUCAUUAGGUGACGUUUUUCAGCAACACUCGGACUCGGGUCCUCCUCAGUAAAGAUCGGAGAGCGUUCUCUCAUACCACAGCCCCUUCAGCUCACAUCCAUAUUGUAGGGUUAUGUUGGCUUUGGCCCCCCUUUUUCUGCAGCUGUGAGAUGCGAGGGCAUGCAGGUGUGGUGACGUGCAAAAUAAAUAAAUAAAUAAAAAGAUAAAAAAUGAAAAAAUAAAACCAAAUGUGAGUGCAGCUUCCGGCCACAGAAACCGAAUGUCGAAGAGCAGCAGAUGAAACAAAGCCCAACUGAAAUCCAUUUCCUCACAUUAACCGGCUGAGGCAUUUGCUGGUCUUGCUGUGAAAGCGCUGAUGACAGUCUUUUGCUCCGGCAUGGUUGUUUUUGUCCAUAUUUGUGUCACAUAACACAACAAUUACUGCACUUUUUCAGUCAUAAGCCUGCUCUUUCUGUCCACAGCCAAACGUUUUACCAGCCGCCAGUUGGUUUAUUUAUUCCUUUAUGCACACAGACAUGUAGUCGGCCUCCAGUUGGUGUCGUUAUUAUUAGGCUCCUACUCCUCGGUGGACAUUUCGAUUCAUCUCUCAUUGCCGAUAGUGAUCCCAACUUUGCCGGACUAAAUCUUAAUGUAGGCGCUGCAAUUCUAGACUCCUUCAAAGACAUUUGAUUAAGUGUUGGUGUAAUUGUUUUGUUUAACUGAUCUUAUACAUAUAUUUAAAAAAAGUUCAAUAUCCUUAGGAGAUUACCUUGUAAACUGGGUGAUAUGAAGAAGUGAAGAGACAGGCCAGAGCAGUUAGCCGGCGGUUGGCCUUGCGUAGCCCAGAACAAAGCUCGCUUCUGAUUGGUUUGCAUGCACAAAUCUCUGCUGUAAUGUCCAACGAAUGAAAUAAGAGCCUAUUUUUGAAAUACAUAUUCAUAAUAAAUUGCCUAAACCAUGUGCCUUUCUUUGGAAAUAUCAAAGUACCAUGCCAACGUCACUGACUCAUUAUGACAAAUGUAUUUCAACCAGAACCAAGACGUUUGUUUUAAGCCGCUAGCUAUUAGUGUUCAGUCUAAGGUAUUGAUUUUGUCUUAGGUUACACAUGAUAUUAUGAAUGGAGAAAGUAUUUAUUUGGCAGCCCAAUCAGGCCUGAUUAGGUAGGGCCAUUAGCGCUGCGAUGAAAAGCGGCUUCCAGGCCGCGUCCUCCAUGGUCAGGAGGCCUGGCCUCCAGCCCUUCAUCAGAGAGACGUUUCCUCUCCUCUGAGUCUAUCAACAUUCACAGAGUUCAAAGUUCACAUUCAAAAGUUUCUUUGUCCACGCAGAAUAGGAUGGAAAUUUGUCUCGGGGCUUAUCGUCUUUGGCUUGGUCUGAGGCUGCAACUAUAAGCUAGACUUUCCUUGAAGGACCGUAAGGCUCUUGUGUGGUUUGGACAAUCAUUUGAGAUGAAAUUGGAGCAUGAUGACUGGGAGGCUUGCUCACUGCAAAGCUCUACGAAUAAAAUAAUAUU